AUGCCCCCCGAGAUUCUGGCUCUGAUACUGGACCAGCUAUCACUGCCUCGAGACUACUACAAGUCCAUGUUUUGCAUCGUGAGAACAUGCCGUGCCUUGGCUAUCCGGACUCUCCCACGCCUCUACUCGCAAGACGUCACAGACUCGCUCAAGCUUCCUCGCAACUUGGAUAUGCCCAUCGCUCUUCAAUGGGCCUGCUGGUUCGGCGCACUGGGCACAGCGGAGAGGUCGUUGGAUGCUCUCGCCAGUGUUUGCCCGGAUCUUGCUGCCAAGCUCAUGAAGCCUUUUAACAAUGACAACCUCUACAGCUUGCGCUAUCGUAUGGCCAAGAGGAGGCGUGCGAUUACCCCUGCGCUUGGCUACAUGCACUGGAAGGAUACUUCUUCUCUGUUACACCUUGCUUGUCUCCGGGGAAAUACUGCCAUCGCUAAGCUACUGAUUAACAAAGGAGUGCAUCCGAAUACCCUGGACGGGGCUAACCUCCCUGCUCUGGCGUACGCGCUCAACCCGGACGUGGUGAGUUAUAGAGAUGAGUUCCGGAGGGAAGUAAAGAGGCUAACAGAAUCCAAGGCCCGGCUUCUUAUUGAACAGGGAGCCGAUGUCAAUAUCAAACCACAUGAUAGUGACGAGACAGCGCUAUGUCAUCUCAUCUCACUAGGUCCAAUAGAAGCCCGUAAAUGGGAGAACGAACUCAACUUGUCGCAAUGUCAGGGCGCCGUAAGGGCAGAGCACACGGUCCAAGAUUUCCCAGGAACCAUCAAGUUUCUCAUCGAAGAAGCCGGCGCAGACAUUUACGCAGAAAAGAUUGGUACAACUAAUCCGCUUCAAAACGCUGUCUUGACUCGUCAUGUUGAAGCCGUCAAGCUCCUCCUGGCCGCUGGAGCUUCACCAAACCCUAUAGAUACGAGGACGGGUAGAAAGAGACUGCUGCUCGCUAAUGCGCUCAGGCCGGGCCAUAACCAGGAAGUUGUGAAGCUGCUGCUCGACGCCGGGGCCGAGGCUGAUUUCGACGAGGACCUCUACGAAGGACGUAUCGAACACCUCCCCAUCAUGAAUCUGACCCUCAGGGGCAGCAACCCGCUGUAUGCGAGGGAGGAGGCCCAGGUAGCACACAUGGUCUGUGAGCGAGCCAAGAACAUCAACGUGAUGGUUGACGGACACCCUGCCCUGUGGCACUAUGUGAGGGCGGGUCGGCAGGACAUUGGCGAGGUUUUCAUUGAGCAUGGAGCGGAUCCUCAAAAGGCGAACGUUGAGGUUCGAGAUACUGUUCUGCCGUUGGUGGCACUGGAUACCCCGAGUGCACCUGAAGAUGAUGGGGAGACGCUUGACGAAUAA
This is a messenger RNA of Fusarium vanettenii 77-13-4, 1335 nucleotides long. RefSeq lists its product as uncharacterized. Gene Ontology annotation, cellular component: nucleus; cytoplasm. The transcript has a single exon. Gene Ontology annotation, molecular function: protein binding. Lineage: Eukaryota; Fungi; Ascomycota; Sordariomycetes; Hypocreales; Nectriaceae. The record is from RefSeq and is a predicted model, not a curated record. Bases 1 to 1335 code for a protein of 444 amino acids.